This is a messenger RNA of Labrus bergylta (ballan wrasse), 2879 nucleotides long. Its product is annotated as C-terminal Src kinase. Gene Ontology annotation, molecular function: non-membrane spanning protein tyrosine kinase activity; ATP binding; protein binding. Gene Ontology annotation, biological process: regulation of Fc receptor mediated stimulatory signaling pathway; adherens junction organization; protein phosphorylation. The record is from RefSeq and is a predicted model, not a curated record. NCBI's taxonomy places the organism in Eukaryota, Metazoa, Chordata, Actinopteri, Labriformes, Labridae.
UCUCUCUCUCUCUCUCACACACACACACAUACACACACACACACUCAGACACAAACACACGCGACAACACUACACACACUUAUGCAGCGCGAGGACUCGUCCAAAGCAAAAGCCACGUUUUUUGGGAUUGUCUCCUCUUUUCCUCCUCUACACCUGGAUGUCCCCUCACCGCACGACUCCUCCUCAUGGGCCUUCUUCAUCGCUGAUCCACAGCAAACAUCUGGUCGACAGCACACACGGAUCUUGUGGCUCUGAUGGUACGAGCUGAACACUGACCGCUUCCUGCCUGAGGACACCUGCUGCCUGCUGCCCUUCACCAUGUCUGGGAUGCAUGUACCCUGGACGACUGGCACAGAGUGUGUAGCCAAGUACAACUUCCAGACCGCCAACGAACAGGACCUGCCUUUCUGUAAAGGAGAUGUACUCACCAUUAUCGGAGUCACCAGGGAUCCCAACUGGUACAAAGCGAGGAACACAGUGGGCAGAGAGGGCACCAUUCCAGCCAACUACGUCCAGAAAAGGGAAGGAGUCAAAUCAGGAGGGAAACUCAGUCUUAUGCCAUGGUUUCAUGGGAAGAUAACUCGGGAGCAGGCCGAGCGGCUCCUCUACCCUCCUGAGACGGGUUUGUUCCUGGUGAGGGAGAGCACCAACUACCCCGGCGACUACACCCUGUGCGUCAGCUGUGAUGGCAAGGUGGAGCACUACCGCAUCAUCUACCACAACGGCAAGCUCACCAUCGACGAGGAGGAGUACUUUGAGAACCUCAUGCAGCUGGUCGAGCAUUACACCAAAGAUGCUGACGGCCUUUGCACCAGGCUCAUCAAACCCAAGCUGAUGGAGGGGACGGUGGCAGCUCAGGACGAGUUCUCCAGGAGCGGCUGGGCUCUGAACAGGAAGGAGCUGAAACUUCUGCAGACCAUCGGCAAAGGGGAGUUUGGAGAUGUGAUGGUCGGAGACUACAGAGGAACCAAGGUGGCGGUCAAGUGUAUCAAAAACGACGCCACGGCGCAGGCUUUCAUAGCCGAGGCCUCGGUCAUGACGCAACUGAGGCACAACAACCUGGUGCAGUUGUUGGGGGUGAUAGUGGAAGAGCGAGGCAGUCUCUACAUCGUCACAGAGUACAUGGCCAAGGGCAGCCUGGUGGACUACCUGCGCUCCCGAGGGCGGACCGUGCUCGGUGGAGACUGCUUACUCAAGUUCUCGCUUGACGUGUGUGAAGCCAUGGAGUACCUGGAGGCCAACAACUUUGUUCACAGAGACCUGGCGGCUCGCAACGUGCUCGUGUCCGACGACAACAUCGCCAAGGUCAGCGACUUCGGCCUCACCAAGGAGGCGUCCUCCAUACAGGACGCCAAGCUGCCCGUCAAGUGGACCUCGCCAGAAGCACUACGAGAGAAGCGGUUUUCCACCAAGUCGGACGUCUGGAGUUACGGAAUCCUUCUGUGGGAGAUCUACUCCUUCGGGCGCGUGCCUUACCCCAGAAUUCCGUUAAAAGAGGUGGUGCCCCGCGUGGAGAAGGGAUACAAGAUGGACGCCCCCGACGGCUGCCCGCCAGUCGUCUACGACCUGAUGAAGCAGUGCUGGACCCUGGACGCCGUGGUGCGGCCCUCCUUCCGCAUGCUGAGGGAGAAGCUGCAGCAUAUCAGAGCCAAGGAGCUCUACCUGUGAAGAGGAGGCCCUUAAGGAGGGGGGGGGGUCGAAGGGGGAGGGGGGGGGCGCGACACAGCCCAGAACAGCAUGAGGAAGAGGAGGAGAAGAAGAAGAGGGGACCACUACAGCUUCCUCCUGACUGGGACUGCAAAACUAUGCCCCCCUUCCCUCCCAAACUCACAUGCCCCGCCCCCUGCUUCCAUAUAAGGACAGUUUCCUGUUUGUGUUGUAAAGCUUUUUGCCGGACAGUUUCCUCCUCUCUCGGUGGGCCACUGCUCCUUCGUCCUUCUUAACCUGCCGCUGCUCUCCUGCUCUCCCUCUCUGUCUCCAAACUCCCUUUUCUUUCUCUCUCUCUCUUUCUUUUUUUUCCUCCCCUCCUCCUCUCCUGAACACGGCAUUAACUCGAGGGGAGGCUGGCCUUUUCCUCCACGAUUGUCAGGUGCUCUUUCUCUCCCCCCCCCCCCCAUCAUUCCCGGAUCUCUUUGUCACCAUGUUGAUCUGCAUGAAUUCAUCUCUCCGUCAUUCCCCCCUCCCCCCCUCCCCCCUCCCUCGGUGUGGUGUCAGGUGUGGGGCCUUCGCUCUGUGCCAAAGUGCCUCCAGUCUACAGAGCUCCGGACUUCCCUCCAGCAAAUUCUCUCAACUGGACUGUUGUUUAUUUUUUUUUUUAUGACCUUUUUUUAAGAAAUCUUUUUUUUUUUAUAGUUUUCUUCAUUUUCAGGGAGGUUUUCAAACUUUUGCUUUUUUUAGUGCCGUCUCUCCCCCCCCCCCCCAAACCUCCGCCAUCACUCCAUCAGAAUGUUUUUUUGUUUUUGUUCUGCCAAGUGUCCAUGAACUGGAAGAGAGGAUUUGGUGGCCAGUAUCAUGUUCAUCCCCGAUGAGAGGUGAUGUGAGGAGGGGGAGGGGGGGGAUACAGGACAAUAACAGGAGGAGGAGGAGAAGGGGGAGAAGGAGUUCACAAACAUGGUCAAAUCAUCAUACGUGGGCUUGUUUUUAUAUCAAAAUAUAUUUAAAGGAUUAAAAAAAAAAGAAGAAAACUGACUGAAACAAAACGAGAAGGACUUUGAGGAGCCGGGAGCGCGUUGGCGUGAGGAACGAUCAGUGUCUCUGAGAACGCUGGGGUCGGGUUGGUGCAUGCUGUGUGUGAGAGGCCUUGGGUUCAACUGUCAGUGCUUUCAAUGUUCAUUGUUUUAUUAUGCUAUCAUGAUUACGAAUAAAUCAUUCCAUCUGAA